AUGGUCCUCGAGGCCACGAUCCUGUGUCUCGAUAACAGCGAACACGUUCGCAACUCCGACUACGCCCCCUCGCGUCUUCAGGCCGAGGCGGACGCAUUGAACCUGCUCGCCGGGGCGAAGACGCAGAGCAACCCCGAGAACGCGGUCGGCGUGCUGUCGCUGGCGGGAAAGACGCCGCGCGUGCUCACGACGCCGACGCAGGACCUGGGCGCGGUGCUCAACUCGGUGCACGGGGUGAAGAUCGAGGGCGAGAUCAACGUCUGCGUCGGCGUCCAGGUGGCGCACUUGGCGCUGAAACACAGACAGAAUAAACACCAGCGAAUGCGGAUCGUGCUGUUCGUCGGAAGCCCGCUGAGGGAUGAGAUCGAGGCGCUGCGAGCGGUGGGGAAAAAAUUGCGCAAGUGCAACGUGGCGGUGGACGUGGUGUCGUUCGGCGACGUCGAGGCGAAUCGAGAGAAGUUGGACGCGUUCGUGACGAGCGUGAAUAAGAAUAAUAACUCGAAUCUGGUCGUCGUCGAGCCGGGGGCGAAUCUGAGCGAUGUCUUGUGCGGGACGGCGAUUUUCAAUCAAGACGGAGCGGCGUCGGGGAGCGGAUUCGCGGCGGCGGCGGCGGCGGCGCAGUCGCAGGCGGCGAUGCAGGGCCUCGAGGGCAUGGGAGACAUGGGAGACAUGGGAGACGAUCCAGCGUUGAUGAUGGCGCUGCGAAUUUCGCUCGAAGAAGAGCGCGCGCGUCAGGAA
Molecule: messenger RNA, 738 nt
Organism: Ostreococcus lucimarinus CCE9901
Lineage: Eukaryota; Viridiplantae; Chlorophyta; Mamiellophyceae; Mamiellales; Bathycoccaceae
Exons: 2
Biological process (GO): proteasome-mediated ubiquitin-dependent protein catabolic process
Cellular component (GO): cytosol; nucleus; proteasome regulatory particle, base subcomplex
Molecular function (GO): polyubiquitin modification-dependent protein binding
Source: RefSeq, a predicted model, not a curated record